GCUUGCUCGGUUGUCUUCACAGGUUUUCGAACGAUAAGUCUUCGUAGUCGCAAUUGGAGUUCUCUCAGUUACUAUUUCAGGUUUCCCAAUGCUAAAUCUUCGCCUUUGUAAUUGGAGUUCGACAAAGAACACGCACGAUAAAAAACAAUACUUCUGAUCUUAUCAGUUUCACAAGAGUUUUCUAAAGAUAACCCUUGGCAGUAAUCUCUGCCACAUUUUGUGACAUAUGAGACUUUCGAAUUACUAUUUUUUCGAGUGGUAAUAGAUUGCGUUUAUAAAAUCACAUCACUUACCUCAGUGAAUCCUGCUAAUUCGUCUGACUCUAGAUCUGUGAAUCGCCUUACCAGCUCCGAAAUCAAAUACAGUACAUCAUGAAAACAUUCCCAAAAAAAAUGAAGUAAAAAAUAUUAAAAAAAAAAUAUUCGGGAUAUAAAACAGGAAGGAAACUGUGCCAUUAUCUGCUCUGCUCUCCCGACUGAAAAUUCGAUAUGAUCAACAUUAUAUGGAUUAAGAGAUAUCAGUUCUUUUGAUUAUAAAAAAGCUCUGUACAGAUGUACUGUAUUAUGUUAGUCAAAUCAUUUCAUUCGACAUCCAUUUGCGGGAGUUGCAUGAAAAAAGUAAUUGGCCAUCUUGGAGUUGAAUUAUAAUUGAAUACUAGCUGACCCGACGUACUUCGUCUCGCAAAAAUAGAUUUUUUGAUUUGAAAACAUCCACGUUUUCUUACUAAGUGAACGUUAGUGAGUCCAAUCACUGAGCUCUCCAUUGAUUGAUUACCCUUUGACUCUUUGACCCAUUCCAGCGUGACGUGACAACGGUUUGACUCACUAAAAACAGUUUUUUUCUCGCUUUCAUGUAUAGAUCACACGAUUUCCAAAUUCUUGAGUGGUAACGAUUUGGAAGAUUUCAGGAAGCUUGAAAUAAAGACGACUAGUCUUGAGGAGUGAAACUAGUGAAGUGAACAUUUAAACAAAAUAACAAACUAGGUUGCUAAGGGUCUAAGGUUGGUAGUCGGUACAAAUAAACAGAGGGUUGCUUAGACUGGAUGACUACACUUCAACACCCCCUCUCAAACAGUUAAUCCUAGGUUUGACCGUAGAGCCUUGAAACGGGUAGACUCCAACGGCUUGGUAAAUAUAUCCGCUAUCUGAUCUUCGGUCUUGAUAGGUUCGAUUUUCAGGGAUCCAGACGCCACGUGAUCACGGAGGAAGUGAUGCUUGACGUCGAUAUGCUUGGUGCGCUUCAUUUCCAAAUUCUUCGCCAUGCAGAUGCAGCCCCUGUUAUCUUCGUAGAUGGUAACCGGUGCGCUAGCUUCUUGCAGAUCCUCCAGAACUCCGUUCAGCCAAAUCGCUUUGGUCGCCGCCAGACUCAGAGCUACAUAUUCUGCCUCGCUGGAUGAUGUUGCUACUGUCUGCUGCUUCUUGCUACACCAGGGGACGGAACAUCCGAACACCCUGAAUAGGUAACCGCUGACAGAUUUCCUAUCGGUGACAUCGGAGGCCCAAUCCGCAUCCGCGUACCCAACCAAUGGUACGCUCGAUUCCUAUCGCCGGAAUAGUAGCGUCAUACCUCUGGUUCCUUGAAUGUACCGGACCACGUGCUUCAGUGCUUGCCAGUGUUGAGUCGUAGGGUUUUGCUGGAAACGACCCAGAUAUCCAACCGGAAAACAUACGUCAGGUCGAACACAUAACAUGAGAUACAUCAGGGAUCCCAAUAGCUCGCGAUAUGGUUCGUCAGUGCGUUGGCCUGUCGGUUCCAGUGAGAGGCCUUUCUCCAUCGGAACUCUGACCGGAUUGCAGUCAUCCAUCCCGAAGCGUUUCAUCAGCCGAUUGAUGCCUGCGUUCUGCGACAGCUUCAUUACACCAGCCUCAUUGUUGUAGUCGGUUUUUAUGCCUAAGAAAUGGCACAGGUCACCACAAUCGGAUAUCUCGAACAGCUUGGCCAGAUCACGCUUCAAUUGCGCAAUCGUUGAUAGAUUCCGGUCCACCACCAGAAGGUCAUCCACGUAUAGAAUCACAAUCAGCUCAUCAUUGGGAACCAGCUUCGUGUAGAGGCAAUAGUCGUGCUUGGACCGAAUGAAGCCCAUCUUCAGCAGCUCUUCGUUGAAACGCUCGUUCCAAUAUCUCGGGGAUUGCUUUAGGCCAUACAACGACUUGACCAAUCGACAAACUUGACCAGGCUUCGCUUGAACUCCAUCCGGAACGGCCAUGUAGAUGGUUUCCUUCAAACUUCCAUGCAGGAAAGCAGUCCGUACAUCUAUUUGAUGAAAAUGAUACUUAUGAUGAACUCCGACGGUCAGCACAGCUCGGAUUGUAGCCAGCCUUGCCACCGGUGCGUAGGUUUCCUCGAAAUCUUGUCCCGGCUUUUGAAGAUAGCCCUUCACCACUAAACGUGCUUUGUAGCGAACGGGCCUACCAUUGUCGUCCUCCUUCAGUCUGAAGACCCAUUUCGAUUUGAGGGGUUUCACGUCAGCCAGGCCACACGUUGUUCCUCUUCAGAGAGCCUAGUUCGCUUUUGACCGCACGUAACCAAUCCUUGCUGUCAUCUCGUCCAGUUAUCUCAUCAUAGCUUUGUGGAGUAUCUAUGGAAAGUAGACCGCCAAAAGUUGCUCAGUAACCGGUAAAGUAAUUAAAUAACUUACCAGGGAGCGUGCGCACCCGUCCGCUGCGUCUCACUUGCGUUUGUCCGUCGGACUCGCAGUGUUCUGGUUGCGAAGGGAGCGCUGGUGGUGUCGGAUCGUCAGGCUCGUCUGGUUGAGCUUCGUCGUCGGACUGCGGAUCUUCUUCUUCUUGGGAAUCGUCACCUGGUUCUGCCACGUCAGCUUGUACAUCUUCAGCUUCCCCCUCUUGUUCAAGCGGGAAUACGACGACCAGGGGAGCUUGUGAUGAUUCAUCUGGUUCUCCACCAUAAGGAAAACGUGUUUCGUCAAACUUUACAUCUCGGGCUACGAUGAUCUUCCGAUGCUUUCUAUCCCAGAGCCUGUAGCCAUUAGGGGCAUACCCCAUCAUGACUACCUCCGCUUUUCGGAUCGAGCUUCUUCCUUGUCUGGCUUGGAAUCCACGCAAAUGCCUUGCAUCCGAAAAUGCGAACCUUCUCUACACUUGGCUUCGUACCGAACCACAGUUCAGCUGGCGUCUUUUCACACUGGAGGCUUGCCGUAGGACUUCGGUUCAGCAGGUUCACUCCGGUGUAGACCGGCUUCAGACCACAAAUUCUUUGGGACCUGUGAAUCGAAGAGCAUAGCACGUACCGUCUCGAUGAGCGUCCUGUUGAAUCGUUCUGUUACACCGUUCUGCUAGGGAGUAUAAGCGACCGUUGGCUCCACUUGAAUGCCUUUGGAUCUGUACCACGCCUUCUGUUCGUUGGAGCAGUACUCCCUUCUUUGAUCUACGGUCAGUCUGGAAAUCGCCUUGCCUGUCGCCGCUGUAGCUUUUGCUUAGAACUCACGGAAUUUCUCGAAAACUUGGGACUUCUUCUUCAUCAGGUAGAUAACCACGAAGUGCGUGUGGUCGUCGAUAAAGGAAACAAAAUAUCGCGACCCGUCCCACGCCGGUGGAUCAAUAGGACCACAGACGUCCGAGUGGAUUCGUUCCAACACCCGGGUUGCUCGCUGUCUAGUUCCGCUGAAAAGUUCGCGGCACUGCUUACCUUGUACACAGGGAUCACAGAACUCAAUUGCCUUUGGUUUCACGUUGAUGCCAUUCACCAUGUUGUGCUGCACCAGUUUUGCCAUCGCCUUUUCAUUGAGAUGGCCAAGUCGACGAUGCCACAGGUGGAUCCACGUUGAUUUCCAACUCGUACAGACUGCCCUUCAAAUGGGCCGUGGCAAUCACUUGGUUCUCCUUCCGUAACACUGCUUGACGACCAUCAAACAGCACCGAAAUUUCAGCAAUUGCCAGUCGUUUAACGGACAUCAGGUUAUCCCGUAGGUCGGAGAUAUACAGCACCUCGUUGAUAUUUACCCGAACACCUUUGUUGCUGCAGCCAUCGAUCACGCCCUUCGUUCUCGCCACGAGUGUUUCGCCGUCCUUGGCAACUUGAAUAACGAUCGGCUCAGCCAGUCUUGAAGACGACGAAAAUACCCUGGCAUCAUUAAUCAAAUGGUCGCUUGAUCCAGAGUCCAACUUGAAGGUGACCUUUUCGCUCUGCCGUCGGCCAGAUUCUUCACGGUUGACCAUAAAGCUCACAGAACCUCUUCCUGAAGCUACGUUGGCCUCACCGUUGUUCCUCUGGCGGCAAUCUUUCUGCCGCAUUUGUGGCACUUGCCUUUUAACGUUUUCGGUUUAACUUUACCUUUUUCGCCGAUGAACGCCGUUGACUUCUCCACCACAUCAUUGUGUCGGUCACGCUGCUUCACCUCCUCUGCCAGGAGCCGCUGCUUGACGGUAUCGAAUUUCAAAUCUUCGUCGCCUAGGAUUUCGAGCGCCGCGAUGAACGGAUCAAAAACUUCCGGAAGAGUCCCAAACAGCGUCACGAUCAAAUCCGCUUCAGCUAACUCUCCGCCUGCCUGUUUGAGCUGCCGAAUCAGGUCUUCGAAAACCACCAGAUGACCACGCAUGGAAUCGCCUUCCUUCAUCCUCAACCGUCCAAUCUGCUUCCGAACCAGAAGUUUUAUCUCGAACGAUUUCCAGGCCGUCAUCGCCAAGGAAACCGAUCAACAGUGACUUCGCUUUUCUGUCCGUCUCGUCAAAUUUCGUCUUCACCGCGGCCUCCGCAGUGUCCGCUGGGGGAUCAUCUGUGUUGGGGUUAACUGGCCACCCUAACCAAACAUAACCACUAGGCUCUCCGCUGACAGCCUCGACUGUCUGUUCGGUUGACGUCAAGAGGUAGAAAGCCAUUAUGUGUUAUUGUAUUGUGAUGUAGAAUUAUAUAGUCACGUUUUAUCGUUCUAAAUACAGUUUAGUUUUAACCCGCGAUUUUAUUGCCCUAAUGGGCCACCUGAGCAACAUCACAAAAGUGGCGACGAGUGUAAACGUUUUUUUUUGUCGGUUUCUCCGGUUUCGAGUAGCGAAAACGCGUCCGAAAAUUCACCACCACCACGACGCCUCCAAGGAAGAGGAGAAAGCGCACAUAUAGCGUAAUGGAGGAGCAGCAGCAGCAGCAAGCUUCGGGAGUCAAUUCACUCGGACAGGGCCAGAAUGGGCAUCACCAGCAGCAGCAUCCUCCACCGCAGCAACAGCUUCCUCCGCAUCAACAGCAGCAUCCUUUACCGCCUCAGCAACAUCCAGCACCUCUCCACAAUCAACCGCAGCUUGGCCUUCCACACGAUGCCCUCUAUCUGCAAAUAUUGCAGCAACUGCAGCAUCAGCAAGCCAUAACCAACCAGCUCCUUCAGCAGCAGCGAGAGUCGCAACAGCAACAACAACAGGGAGCUUUCCAGCAGCAGCAGGAAAUCUUUCGGAGCGCGAUGCAAUCCAUCCAAGUGAACGUUCCUCCCAAUCCGGAAAUCAUCCUGGACUCGUUGGCUGCAAACAUUAAAGAGUUUCUGUACGACCCAGAAACUCAUUCCACAUUUGGUUCGUGGUUUGCGAGAUAUGAAGACCUGUUCGCGAAAGAUGCGGAACGAAUUGACGACAGUGCAAAGGUACGAUUGCUUCUCCGUCGGUUGGGAACUCAGGAACAUUAUCGAUAUGUCAGCUACAUCCUGCCAAACACACCGAAAAAUUUCUCGUUUUUGGAAACAGUGGAGAAGUUACGAGGUCUAUUCGGUACAAAGGAGUCAGCAGUGAAAAAGCGGUACUCCACACUCACCAUCACGAAAUCACCCACGGAGGAUUAUGUGUCGUACGCCUGCCGGGUGAACAAGAUGUGUGUGGAAUUUGAACUGUCCAAGAUGUCAGAAGCACAGUUCAAAUGCCUAAUGUUUGUUUGUGGCCUUAAAUCCGAGCGCGAUUCGGAAGUGCGAAUGAGACUGCUUUCCAAGAUCGAGGAUAGCAAUAAUGCCACCCUGGACACGCUCAUCGAGGAAUGUCAACGGUUGAUGAACCUCAAAAGUGAUACAGCCAUGAUUGAGAAUCCGGUUCCCUCUACAGUUCAAGCCAUCAAGGGAAACCAGCAACACCGGAAGACAUUCAAGAAGCCGUUCGACAAUCAGCGUAGUUACCAACAGCAACAGCAUCAGCAGCGGAAGAGUGGUCCGGCAUCACCUUGCUGGAAUUGUGGUGCGAUGCACUACGCAAAAGAAUGUAGCUUCAUCAACCACAAGUGCUCGUCCUGCAAUCAGUCGGGGCACAAAGAAGGAUAUUGCUCCAGUGCCAAGAGAUCAGCGAAGAGAAGAAAACCCUACAAUAAGCAGUUUUCCACCAAAACCGUGGUGUCCGUCAACAGUGUGCAAGGCAAGCGGCGUUUCGUUUGGGUGAAGCUGAACGAUAUUCCGGUUCGUCUUCAAUUAGACACAGCAUCAGACAUCACGAUUGUGUCGAAGCAGAUAUGGGAGAGAAUCGGUAGGCCAGCGGCAGUGCCGACAGUUCAAAGUGCCAAAACUGCAUCAGGAGAGGACCUUCGUCUCGAAUUUGAGUUCUCUUGCACAGUUUCUCUAAACGAGUUCGUGAGUACUGGUCAUAUUUACGUUUCUAAUAACUCCUUGAAUCUUCUGGGAAUCGAUUUUAUCGACAAGCUGAACCUCUGGUCUUUACCGAUGAACAAAUUCUGCAAUCUCGUUAGCGGUGAGGGACCAAUCGAUGCAGCUUCAUUGCAGAGGGACUAUCCCAGACUAUUCAGUUCAACUCUGGGACUCUGCACCAAGACAAAAGUUAGUUUGGCACUCAAGGAGGCAUGCAAACCAGUUUUUCGACCUAAACGACCAGUCUCCUAUGCGAUGCUACCCAUCGUCGAUGCAGAGCUAAAUCGUCUAGAAGGCCUGAACAUAAUCUCUCCUGUAGAUUUCUCGGAGUGGGCGGCUCCAAUUGUCGUGGUGAGAAAAUCAAAUGGUAGUAUCCGUAUAUGUGGCGAUCAUUCUACCGGUCUAAACGAUCGCCUACUACCGCAUCAGUACCCGCUACCCUUGCCACAGGACAUUUUCUCGAAGUUGACUGGCUGUACAGUUUUCAGCCAGAUCGACUUAUCAGACGCUUUUCUGCAAAUGGAGGUCGACGAAAGCAGUCGGAAACUACUCACCGUUAAUACUCAUCGGGGCUUGUACCAAUAUAACAGGCUCCCUCCCGGAGUGAAGGCAGCUCCUGGCGCAUUCCAGCAAAUGAUAGACAUCAUGUUGGCAGGACUUAGCUUCACGUCGGGCUAUCUGGAUGAUGUUGUCGUUGGUGGUAGGACCCCUGAAGAACAUCAGCAAAACUUGCACGCAGUACUUCAGCGCAUUCAAGAAUUCGGGUUUACGAUUCGACCAGAAAAGUGCUCUUUUGGACGGGAACAACUCGGAUAUUUGGGCCUUUUGCUCGAUAAAGACGGACUUCGCCCGGAUCCGAAUAAAAUCAAGGCAAUCCAGGACAUGCCUCCUCCUCGCGAUCUGACCGGUGUCCGUUCAUUCCUGGGAGCCGUGAAUUAUUACGGCAAGUUUGUCCCGAAUAUGCGCUCACUGAGAUACCCGUUAGACGAACUCCUCAAGACAUCGUCACCCUUCAAGUGGACAAAAGAGUGUCAAAAGGCUUUCGACGACUUUAAAGCGAUUCUGUCUUCUGAUCUUCUGUUGGCACACUAUGAUCCACAACGAGAAAUUGUUGUAGCAUCUGAUGCAUCAUCAAUCGGCAUCGGAGCUACUAUCAGCCACAAGUACCCGGAUGGCAAAAUGAAGGUGAUACAGCAUGCUUCGCGAGCACUAACAUCCACCGAACAAAAGUACUCGCAACCAGACCGUGAAGGAUUAGCAAUUGUAUUUGCGGUAACUAAGUUUCACAAAUUCAUCUUCGGCAGACGGUUUCGUCUACAAACGGAUCAUGCUCCACUAUUGCGGAUCUUCGGAUCAAAGAAGGGUAUACCGGUGUAUACAGCUAAUCGCCUCCAACGCUGGGCCCUUACACUGUUGUCCUAUGACUUCUCAAUGGAAUAUGUCGCAACGGAUAAAUUCGGGAAUGCGGAUGUAUUGUCGCGUUUAAUUGAUCAGCACAUCAAACCCGAUGAAGAUUUUGUAGUAGCCUGCACAAACCUCGAAGAAGACCUAAAAUCUGUAGCCAACAGCACAAUCAGUCAGCUCCCACUCAGUUUUCGGAUGGUGGAGCAAGCCACAAAUUCCGAUCCAGUUCUUCGGAAAGUCUACCGUUUCAUCAAACACGGAUGGCCGAAAAAUCGUGCCGAAAUCAAGGACCAAGAGUUAUUGCGCUACUACGACCGCCAGGAAGCGCUGUCCAUCGUCGAAGGUAGUAUUAUGUUCAGCGACAGGUUGGUUAUACCAGCACUCUACAGAAAGCGAUGCCUGAAUCAACUGCAUAAGGGACAUCCAGGAGUCCAACGGAUGAAGGCCAUCGCGCGCAGCUUUGUCUACUGGCCUUGUAUGGACGACGAAAUCACUAGCUACGUUCGAGCUUGUAACAGUUGCGCCUCCGUAGCAAGAUCUCCGCCAAAAGCAACACCAGUGCCAUGGCUAAAGCCCACGGUUCCAUGGCAGAGAAUUCACGUCGAUUAUGCUGGCCCACUGGAGGGCGAGUACUAUCUCAUCGUAGUGGAUGCAUAUAGUAAAUGGCCGGAAAUUCUUCCGACUAAGUCCAUCACAGCGAAGGCUACAAUUAACCUGCUACGAAGUGUGUUCACCAACAAGGGGAUGCCAGAAGUCUUAGUGUCCGAUAAUGGCACGCAGUUCACAAGCGCCGAAUUCAAGGAGUUCUGCGUUGAAAAUGGAGUGGAACACAUGACAACAGCACCAUUCCACCCACAAUCCAACGGCCAAGCCGAAAGAUUUGUGGACACCUUUAAGCGGGCGGUCAGGAAGAUUCAGGAGGGAGAAGUUUCCAUCAGAAUGGCAUUGGAUACAUUCCUACUUACCUACAGAACCACGCCAAAUCUGAAUACGCCAAAUGGAAGAUCACCUGCGGAGCUGAUGUACAAUCGUCGACUCAGAACGUCUUUGGAACUUCUACGUGUACCGCACAACCAAGCACAACCAAUGAAGACUGAUGCUAAUCCUCAAUCCAGGUCGUUCGUUCCGAAGGAUACCGUUUACGCCAAAGUGUACAUCAACAAUAAGUGGACUUGGGCGCCAGGCACGGUAGUGGAAAGGAUCGGCUGUGUAAUGUAUAACGUAUGGGUCGAUAAUAGGAAGUUGAUCCGUUCUCACAUAAACCAGUUGAAGAGCCGAGGUGCAAUGACCCAUCAAGGAAGCAAGAAGCAAAGUAUACCGCUAGACAUCCUGCUGAGUGAGUGCGACGUGAACACGCCUGCAGCAAUGCGUACUCCGAUUCAGGACACACCCUCGCUGGAACACCGAUUGGAACCAUCGGAUCGGGUAUCGUCCAGUUUGAAGUCAUUUCCGUUACCAAACGAAACAAAUUCGUCCUGUUCAACAGCGACGUCAUCGACGACAGCAGCUGAAUCUUUGCCAGUGGUCCAGGCCCCUCGACGAUCUUCUCGUGUCAGAAGAGCGCCGCAGUGGUUCAACGCUUACCAGCGAAUUUAAGGAGGGAGAUGUUGGGGUUAACUGGCCACCCUAAC
This is a messenger RNA of Toxorhynchites rutilus septentrionalis, 9594 nucleotides long. RefSeq lists its product as uncharacterized. Gene Ontology annotation, molecular function: nucleic acid binding. The transcript is spliced from 2 exons. Lineage: Eukaryota; Metazoa; Arthropoda; Insecta; Diptera; Culicidae. Bases 5078 to 9559 code for a protein of 1493 amino acids. Gene Ontology annotation, biological process: DNA integration. The record is from RefSeq and is a predicted model, not a curated record.